Messenger RNA from Pipistrellus nathusii (Nathusius's pipistrelle), 552 nucleotides. NCBI's taxonomy places the organism in Eukaryota, Metazoa, Chordata, Mammalia, Chiroptera, Vespertilionidae. The record is from the annotation of a GenBank genome assembly.
AUGCAGUACGGAGGGGCCCCGGGAGGGCCUACGUUUCCUGGACAAACGCAGGAUCCGCUGUAUGGCUACUUUGCUGCAGUAGCCGGACAGGAUGGACAAAUAGAUGCUGAUGAACUGCAGAAAUGCCUGACAGAGUCGGGCAUCGCAGGUGGAUACAAACCUUUUAACCUGGAGACGUGUCGGCUUAUGGUUUCCAUGCUGGAUAGAGAUCUGUCAGGUACCAUGGGUUUCAGUGAAUUUAAGGAGCUCUGGUCUGUACUGAACGGCUGGAGACAGCACUUCACCAGUUUUGACAGCGACAGGAGUGGCACCGUGGAUCCUCAAGAGCUGCAGAAGGCCCUGACAACCAUGGGAUUUCGGUUGAGUCCCCAGGCCGUGAAUUCAAUUGCAAAGCGAUACAGCACCAACGGGAAGAUCACCUUCGAUGACUACAUCGCCUGCUGUGUCAAGCUGCGCGCCCUGACAGAUAACUUCCGAAGGCGGGAUACUGCUCAGCAGGGUGUUGUGAAUUUCCCCUAUGAUGAUUUCAUCCAGUGUGUCAUGAGCAUUUAA